Messenger RNA from Pomacea canaliculata, 11565 nucleotides. RefSeq lists its product as uncharacterized. The transcript is spliced from 21 exons. The record is from RefSeq and is a predicted model, not a curated record. Gene Ontology annotation, molecular function: protein binding. Bases 232 to 6573 code for a protein of 2113 amino acids. NCBI's taxonomy places the organism in Eukaryota, Metazoa, Mollusca, Gastropoda, Architaenioglossa, Ampullariidae. Gene Ontology annotation, biological process: signal transduction.
GCACAGCUUGGAGCCAUUUGUCGCGGUGACAGGAAGUACCUUCAAUACGACGGUGGGGACAGUUGUAUCGACGGUCUAGCGAUUGAUACCUUACUAAAUUCUCUAACUCCGCAGCAUUCUCUCAAAAUACCUUUUGACGAAAACACAUGUUGAUCCUAAUCUGCCUUAGAAAUGGCAGGAUGAAGAAGGGAGGAAAAGAGAUAGAUUGCUGAUGUCAGCAGUGUGCUGCCGAUGGACACCAAGGGGGAGAGGGACGGGCAGGGACAUCUAAGUCAGCUGUUGUCGUGGCAAGGACCAAGAACAGUGGUUCUUCUUCGAAGUCCAGAGGGGUUUGGCUUUACACUUCGCCAUUUUAUUGUCUACCCACCUGAGUCCACAGAACCUUAUAGUCAGGUGGGAGAGACUUUUACUCAAAGUUUGAGCUGGGAUGACUGCAGACGAAGAGUGUGUGGUGGGGUGGAGCCCUUGGACACCAUCUUUGUAAAGAAUGUGCAAGAGGACAGUUCUGCAGACCUUGCUGGUCUUACACCUGGUGAUCGCAUUGUAGCUGUCAAUGGAGAACCGAUCAGUGGCAAGAAUUAUGCUGAAGUAAUAUCACUAAUCAAUGCCAGUCCUAGGUCUCUGAAGCUGUUAGUGGUCCCAAGGCAUGAAGAUAUUCUGCAAAUGGCUUACCAAUCCCACAAUGUGGAGUCGGUCACAGGAAGCUCUGCAUCUCUAGCAGAUGCAGCAUUCAGUCUGAGUUCCUCUGAUCUUCUUCCAUCUUCCCAGGAUUUAAGCCAUAAUCCCAUGCACAAGUCUGCAAUUGAGUUGGCAGUGUCACCAUCUGGCAGCCAGAGCUUAGGAUCUUCCCCCACAUCGUUCCCAACACAAAGCUUGCGUCAUGCCCGCUCUGGAUCCCACUUCCCAGUUUCUCAGGACACUGACUCCAGUUCAUCUCGAUAUGCUGGGGUCAGAGAUGAGGGAGUCUCUCACAGGGGCAUGUCGGGCCCUGCUGGAAGGCCCAUGUCCCAGGACUCUGCUCUUCGGUUAUCCGGAGGCGUUCCUAGUCGAACCAAAUACUCUUUCGGUCUGUACUUCCCACCUCGUACUAUGCCAACCUCUCCACAUUAUAAGGCAGCCAGUGCUGACAAUCUGUCACGCUCAAGUGCUGGCCAGCAGGAGCAGAUACUGAGGAUUGCUGCUGAUGCCAGUGGUGCUGGCAGCCUGCCAGAAGGAACUGGUGUCAAGGAUUUGGAACCCAGUAGCAGAUUAGGCACCAAGAAUUCUUCUCCUUACCACAGCUACACUCUGAGUUCUGCAGGACAGGAAUGGGACAAAGGUAGAAGAGGUCGAGAUGGGAGAUAUUAUGUGCCAGUAUUAAAUCAGUCAUCAUUUGCAGACAGUAAGAACUAUGCUAGCACUGGGAGGACUCGCAUGGUCGAGCGCCCUCACAGGGCCAGCACUGGGAGCUCUGUGUCCGUUACUGCUCAGCCAGGUUUGGAGCGCUCUCACCGUGCAAGCAUGGGCAGCUCUCUGCAGAUGGAAACUAGAACCCUUGACACUGGGAGUGCCUCAGGACAUACUACUUUCGUGGUUCGAAUUCCAGUGAAUGGAAGUGUAGGUAGCUCGCCUCAGCAUAGUUAUGGCAGCUCAUUUGCUGUGACCCGCUCACCGCGACACACACAGAUCGAUGUGCAGAGAUCAUCACCUGUCCAACGUUUGCAGUCUCCAGACACUGGACAGUCUUUGGAAGUGCAGCCAGGCUUUGCAGGUCCUCUAGCUGCUGCUGAUCGCAAUCGCUCUGUGUGGCAGCGCAAGGUGCUGUUUGAAAAUGGGAAGAAUGAGAACACUUCCAUUAAGAAGUCUCCCAACAACCACCUAUCAGAGCUUGAAAAGCUCACCUCUCAGCGUAAGUUUGCUAGUGUUGCCACCCGAAUGGCUAGUUUCGAAAAAUCAUCUGAUGAAGACACUGAGGAGACACAGACAAGGGAGUCCACUCCUCAGCCCAAGUCUCACCCAGCAGUUAAGGUGCGGAGGCUGUCGUUGGAGCAAAGUUCAGGGACAGAAACAGAUGGGACUAUGGUGGCAGAGAACACUCGUGAAGAGCAAGUGGCUGAUUCUAGCACUCAGGAUGGCAGUGAGUUUGCUGCAGUUAGUGUUAAAGGGAGCAGCCCCAUUAGGGUUUAUGUGUCGCCAAGUACACAAAACAUUUCAUCACCACCGGUGCUGGAGGUUGUGCCAGUGUGUCAGAGUGGACAGCAAGGGAUUCCAUCAGAAAUUCGCCAGCCUGUGUGUCUUGAGUUGCAUUCCAGCCAGCAACAGGUGCAGCCAAUUCACCCUCUUCAGCCAGUGCAGAUUGUUCAGCCCUUGAAGCGCGAUUCUAGCCCCAUGCAGGUAUCGGAGCCUCUUCUUCAGUCCAGCCAUUCAAGACCAUCAUCAAUCCACAGCUGGCCCCAGUCUGAGCCGGAGUGGCACACCCAUAGCUAUGAAGUGGAGUACUUGCAGCCUCGCUUGAGCCUUCUUGAUACAGGAGGUUCUCGUCCUGCUCGUAAGCCUUCCUAUCUGUCAGCAAUUAACACUCCAUCUUCCCGAUACACUUUGACCCCAUCACCAGAACAUGACCAGGUGGAUAGGGAUGAUCAUCAGGCCAGUCCCUCCAGAUACCUCCCACCACCAGGUGCUAACCUCAGCUCAGUGAUGUCAGCAAGUGAUAGUGCAGUUAGCUUUGGUUGUCAAGACAUGCCACAAGUCACAUCGCCAUCACUGUCCACCAGUAGUGUGGAUACACUCUCAUCUGUCAUUCUUCGUAAAAAGACUGCAGCAAUGAUUGAGGACUCUACGGCCAAGCUGCACCGCCGAACAUCCUACCUGAUGGCAACAGCCCGUGAUCGGUCAAAUAAUGCCACCACCACAGUGCAAGGCACUAGCUUCAACUUAACCAUCCCAGAAGAACCACCAUUAACUCCUGUGCAUCGGCAGUACAGCCUCAACAAACUGAAGAGCUUCUUUGGUGAACAGACUCCUACUAUCCUUGAGGCAACUGAGCGUAAAGCCCUAGAAAGUCCUUUGCCAGACAUCACACGUGAAGGGCCUAUGUGGUGCAAGGUGUCUGUCUAUGAUGGCAAGAAAUGCAGUGACAGGUCAUGGAAGCAGGUGUGGGCAGUGUUGCGGGGUCAUGCGCUGUUUCUUCUUAAGGAUCGUAGAGAGACUAGUGGGCAGUCAGCAUUUGGUUUCGAGGAGCCACCUGUGUCCAUUAAGUCGUGCCUUGUGGAAAUAGUCCAUGACUACAGUCGCAAGCGCAAGAAUGUCUUCCGACUGACAACCUACACAGAAUCUGUUUACCUGCUACAGGCUGAGGACAAAGGAACCAUGAUGUCUUGGAUACAGGCCAUCAAAACUAACAACAGUCCUGAUCAUGAUGAUGAUGGGAUGGGCAGCCUUGAGUUGAUUCGCCGCAAGGCAAGUACGCAGUCAGAACAGAGUAGUGUUCAGACCUCUCCUCAAGCAGUUCAUCGUGACAAGGAGAAGGAGAAAGAAAAGGAGAAGGAAAAAACAAAGAAAUUGGCAGCGUUGUCCUUCAAAGCCAAGCUGCCUCACUCACCAAGCGUACGACGCAAAAAGAAUGAGGAAAGUGGUAGCAGAAAGGGCUGGAAGGGACUCAUCAUGCCACGUAGCUUCAAGAAGCAGACAAAUGAAGAAGGUAGCCAUGGAGGUGGGGCCGAAGCUGAAAGUGAGGACCUCUCAAAGUUCACAUUUGGUGUGCCUCUGGAAGACUGCUUUCCUUCUCCAAAUAAUGAGUAUGUCCCACUGAUUGUGGAACUUUGCACACGGAUUGUCGAAGCACGAGGGUUAGAAGUGGUUGGGGUGUACCGGGUGCCAGGCAAUUCAGUUGCUGUGGGUCACAUGCAAGAAGAACUGAAUCGGGGCAUUGAGAACCUCAACAUGGAUAACGACAAGUGGCUUGAUGUCAAUGUGGUUAGCUCCCUUCUCAAGGCUUUUUUCCGUAAACUGCCUGAACCUCUGGUCACUACAGCUCUGUAUGAUAAAUUCAUCGAAGCCAAUCGUAAUCAAAACCCUGAGAAGCGCAUGCUGAAGCUUAAACGCCUAUUGCACACCUUACCUGAGCAGCACUAUGAAACUUUCAAGCACCUGGCUGAGCACCUUAGUCGAGUGGCUGCACAUGGGCACAUCAAUAAGAUGGAUGCCAGGAACCUGGCCAUCAUGUUUGGGCCAACUUUGAUUCGCAAAGUGGAGGAUGAUACUGUGUCAUUAGUCACUGACAUGUCAGAUCAGUGUCGCAUCGUUGAAAGUAUCAUACUGCAUAACGAAUGGUUCUUCAGUACAUGGACACAUGAUCAUCAUGUGCCCAUUGACAACUCAGACACCCCUCAGCCCUCUGCCUUAGAUACUCGAGUGCCUCGUGAUGAUGAUGAGGAUGCUGACUCAGCUAUCAAUACAAAAGAAAUCAUCUCCUCCAUUGUCACAGCUGCAAAUAAAAAGCUGAAGCUACGACAGCAAACUAAAAGUUCUGAUUCCCUUGACCUUGACUCUACCUUUAGUCAGCUUGGCAGUGACAGCACUCUUUACAGCCACAGUGGAAUGGAUGCCAGCGACUGCAGCUUCAGGGAACGGAACAUUGAUGCUGCUGUGCAGAGGGCUACCAUACUAGCCAAAUCACAGUCCUCAUUGAGUUCAUCUCGUAGUGCCUCAGAGGAAGUAUUGGAUUCACGAGCCACAGCACCACUGGCCACAUCAGAGCCAGAUUUUUUAGACUGGGAUGAGCGGAGACACUUCGGAGGCAGGAGUCGACAUGUUGCUGAGGAUGUUCUGCUAGAGCAUAGUGAUGAGGUGGAAGUGGGAGGAUGGGUUGGGCGAGAGACCCUGGAUUGGCUAAAGCGCCUGGAGCAGGAGGCUCGAACCAUCAGGCGUCUGGAGGAGCAGAGGCAGCGGGACAUGGAGAAGCGUCGACGGCAGCAGCAGGCAAUAGAACGGGAGCUGCAGCGCUCACAGCGUGACCUGGAGAUGGAAGAUGCUCACACAGUGGAGGACAUUCUUGCCUGGAAUCCCCAGUCCCAAGACACGUUCAUGGCUGGUGCUACCAAAACAAGCACCCCUCUGGCAUGGAUUCCAACUUCCACAUAUCAGCCCACAACACCCUCAAGGCCAUUGCAAGAGAUGGCACAGCCAUCAAUGUUAUCAACAGAUGUAAGAUCAGUAGCAACUGUUAUCCCCAAAUCUAAAGUUGAAUCAAGUCAGAGACUUAGCGGUGGAGGGGGGAAGUACUUUGUGAGUGUGGCCAAUACUCGUAAUCAUAACAUGACUCAUGCAUCAUCAGUAGAAAACAUGUUAGAUGCUGUAGCAGCAUCUCAUGCUUCACGUACUGGCUCCCUUGAGAACAUGCUAGAUGGCCACCCCAGUCAUGACCAGCAGCAAGGGGUGGUCGGCAAGGGGUAUAAUGCUGGGGGCGUUCCCCGUCACGGCUCACUGGAUUCACUGUUAGACAUGAUAGACCGACAUGAGCAUCACCAAGGAGAGGCAGCCUCUUCUGACUCCGAGGAUGGGUCUGAUCUUUUGACCAGCCUCACAACCACCUUCGAUCAGAAGCUGCAGGUUCUUCUCAAUCCAAGGUACCGUCUAACUUCUCGGCACACUCGUGCAUCAGCCCCCAACAAAGCUUCUGGAGGCUUUGGCCAUGGUGACCAUGUUGGAGUUGGCCAGCCUGGCAUUGUGCAAGGUCAGGAAACCCUUUUGAUGGAAAGGGAGUGGAGCCGUGGGCGAGAGCCAACCUUUCGUGAUCCCAGCUUGCACCGUGGCCCACGGACUGAUGCAAAGGUGGGCAUUGCAUCGCGCUUUGAAUGGGGACCUAACAGCAUUGCAACAUCAGCAUCUUCUGGCCUAAAUGGUGCAGCAGCCUCCCGUAGAGUACAGAUGCCUGACUUUAGAAAUUUUUCAUCACGAGCACUUCGCCUGGAAAACAACUCUGGCAGCAUUGCUCUCACACAGCCCCGAAAGCUACCUUCAGCAGAGAGCACUGAUGGGCAGUCUGCACCGGAUGCCUUGAACAGACCUGUUUGGACCAGAGACACCAUCACCAAGUCACAGAAAAUGGAAGUCAACACUGCCCUGGCACGACGUAGCCGUGAGAUCAAAUCUAGUGUGAUCAGAGAUGCUGGGAAAGUUGGACUGCAAACUCUUGGGACAGGGCAAGAGGCUGUGGACAGUAAUCGUCAACAAGAAUCUCAGGCUUCAAAGAAUUUCACUAUGGCUCUAACAAGCUCAGGAUCAGGUGCAUCAUCCUCUGGGGCAGGGAAAGGUAAGCAAGACAUUAAAGAAGAUAACCCUGCAUCGUCAAGAGCCAGGAGUAAGCGCAGACACACAGUUGGAGGUACCGCAGACCUGGAGCACUUCAAGGCACUGGUGGCCAUCUGUGGUCAGCCUUCGGACCCCAGGCCAUCAGCCUGGGAUCAACUGCAGCCAACCAGCAAGGAGAACAGCAACCAUGACCGAAGCCUUCUGUCGUGGAUGAGGAAAGAAAGACUUCGUGGCAGCACUCCCAAUCUGGCUAACCUAGGUUGCCACGAUCCUGCAUUUUGAAUAUUCAUCCUAACUUUCCUUCCACUCCUGCCAGUGCAUGCCAGCAUGCAAAGCUUUCAGCCAAGAUUUUUUUUUAAUUGGAUGAGAGAGAAUGUGUGUGCUUGCAUGUGCGUGGAGAUUAUUUAUGAGUUUUUUCCCCCAUUUGAUGCUGCUUGUUAUAUGUUGACUCGCUCACAAGAUGAAAGCCUAAAUCUUCUAAAGACUACCGUCUUAUUACAGAGACCACAGUGCAGCCUUUACUGCCAUCACUUGUUAACAGACAGUGCUUCCUUUGUACAAAAGUUUGUGACAAAUGUGAAAGAUGUAGUACUACUGCUUCUGUGGUGGGAUCUUUAUUUUUGCUCGAGAGAGAACUGAGCUUAUUGCUUGAAACAGUAGCUAUAACUAGUAUGCAUGUUAUUACCUAGUGUACAGGACCAGGGCUUACCACUUGCAUUUGCAAAACGUUCAUUUUACCACACUUGAUACUUCUAGCCUUCUGCUGUUCUUAGUCACAAGGCAUUAGUUUGGCAUAAAAGUCUGUCGUCAGACAGAGCAGCAGCAUCUUGAAAGGCAGUUGUACUCCAGAAUUCCACAUCAAUCUUUCACAGGUGUUGCAUUUCUAAUGACAUCUAAUGAAGAUGAGCUUUCUGUGGUGUGAUGCCACAAUUUCCAAAUGUGAUUUUCAUUCAAUUGACCUGGCUUCAAAAUGGAUGUUAUUCAUGUUGCUCUUGUGACUGGACUUUUGUCGUAUCAUCAUGUUUUAAAGGCAUACCGGCUACCACAGUGUUGGUGACAAUCAAACCACACAUCUCAUCCUUCGCUGACUAGAAGUAUUGCAAACUGUGUGGCAUACCCUCCCUCUCCCCCCAAUCUGCCAUAGGCUGCUGACACCAGCAUGACAUGUCAUGGAGUGUAGUGUGAUAUCUAAGGCAUAUCAACAUUGCUGAGACAUCAUCAAUUUACAAAUGUAGUAAGAUCGUGGAGGCAUAUCAUUAAUUCUUGCAAACACUUGAAUCAACUGCUCAUUACGUAGUUUAAACUUCAGAGGCAUAUCUUCAUCAACUGCUGCAUCAUUUCAUUGACAUAGCUGUUUGGUGUGUUGUUGCACUUGCGGGUGUUGUGCCUUCUGUGACUGGUCUUUCAACUCAGCCACCACACCAAGUGUGUUCAGUGCGAGAGGAAAUGUAUGCUUAAUGUGUGUGGAAGGGAAAUAUCCUAUGUGUGGAUCAUGUGGAUAUCCCAUGUGGAAAGAAGAAAUGUUUAUGAUGUCAGGUAAAAAAAAAUAUACAGACUAUAUUGGUAAUUGUUUUUUUAGAGCAUUUUGGUUUGUGUUUAUAUUAAUGGUUGUUUAUAUACAAAUAUUGAUCAGUAGAUACUGGCAUUCUGUAAAAUGCAUAAGCUUUAAGCAUGACUUAAACUUAGGACAAAAUUUGUAGAAUUAUUUUUUGACUUUGCAAUUUACUUCCCCAAGAGCAUUAUAACUUUCCUUUAUGCUAAAGUCAAAAGUACAAACUUCAUCAACCUUGUAACUUGUCUUAGUGUGUGUGUUUGGGGGGGGGAGGUAGGGUAGAGGAGAAAUAUUAACAGAGCUGACUCCAUCUAGAAGUCUUUCAAAAAAGUAUUUAAAGCAAAUGCACUAAAAAGUGAUUUUCCAGUGUUGAACACUUCAAAUUUUCAAACUUUAAUAAAUUUAGUUAAUGGUGUUAAAGUAAUUAAUACACUUUAAACUUUAAAUCUGUGUGAAAAUCUGAUUAUCUACACUAGUUCCAGCGGACAAGGCUUUUGAAACUCUACCACACCAUUAUUGUAUUAAUUGUUUAUAUUGUGUUGAUGAUCUGUUGGGGUUUUUUGUUUCACAUGUUCAAGUAAACUGUAAAGGAUAAAAUACAGCAUUUUUGUGUGACUUAAAAUUCAUGUGUACUUGGUGACCGAAAGCAAAUGAAUGCACAUUUGUCAUACAUUUGGGACUUGAUAGUCUUCUAAAAUAUUCCUUUUAAAGAGUGAAUGAUGGACAGAUGUUAACCCCAACUUAUGACACUAAAACCCAAGAUACCCUGAAAGGUUCUGAUGUUCAUUUUCUCUGUUUUGUGCUUUGUGCUGUUUGUAGACAGCCUGCAUGUCUUAGAGUCAACACCCAAGUUUUUUUGGUAUUUCUUUGUAGUACAGCUUGCAUCACUUUAAGCAUUUCACAGUCUUUUAAAGUUAAUUUUUGCUGGUUGACAUUUUUCUUCUUUUCUGCAUACAAAAAGUUUUAAAAAAAAUUUUACUCUUGUGAAUGACAUCAAGAUCAAGUUUUUUGUGAGUGGGGUAGAGGGCUGAGAAAUAGCCUGUAUCUAGGAGUGUUUAUGCUCCUACAUACAUGCAUAUGGUCUUACAAUACAAAACAACCUUAUUCAUCCAUAAGGGCAAUUCAAGAUGGGCUUGUACUAGAUAAUACGUACAUAGACAUGUUGAAACAAUUUCUCUCUCACACACACACACAUUCUCAACAACAGUAGAUACAGUUGGUGACCUUAGGUCACAACAGGCUAGUAGAAGAUCAGGCCAGUACAGUUUAUAAGGUAAAUGGCAUGUGGCAUGCACUUGUGAAAGUGGUUUUUGAAUGCACUUGGUUCAUUUUCUUCUCCCCUCUACCCAUACCCAUGAGGUUUUUUUCCCUCUUCUAAUUUUGCCUGUGUCACAGGGUGCAAUCUUUUGGGUUUUUACUCCCUAUUAAUGAGCAGGCUAGUUACUGUUGAGAGCAAGACUACACCAAGUGAAUAUCAGAGGUUGGGUAAUUAGACAUAAGACUUUGAUGUUUAACAAGGAUGCAUCUGAAUAGGUGGAUGUCACAGUUUUCUACCAGGUAACAUCAUCUCUUCUUCUGUCUGGAGUUAUGGGGAUUCAGUGUUCCAUGCUGCAGAUUUAUUUAGAGAUUACAGCAUUUAAGACGAUAUCUGUGUUAACAUAAAGCAUAUUAUUGGAUGUUGGUAUAAUUUGUUAUCAAUGCUACUUUGGCCAGUUGUUACUGCCACAUACUGAUCAACAAAACUUUAUACACAGUGUUUCAGAACAUGAAGGUUACAAUGCUAUUUCAGUGGUUGCACAGAGCAACAUGUUUACAAUGAUGUAGUUCUACUACAUGAUUUAUCUGUUGACUGAUUGAAAACAGAAAUCCCCUGUCAUUAGUUUGUUAAAGUGCUGAUGUAUCUUGAUGAUCUAGCAGUAUUUUGUGCAUGAUAGAAAAAACGGGAGUUAUCCCACCAUCGCUUAACUUAAAUGCGUGUUUUGUUUUUUCUAAGAGUUUUGAUAGAUUAUUUUAUAAAUAAAAACAUUACAACAUUAUCAGUAUUCGUUGAAAUAUCCAGUGGGUUUUAAAACAAUUUCUUAUGCUUUUUGCUAUUGGAAGCCAUUUCACUUCCUAUAGUGGCUAGAGUGAAUUCCACUAAUAUAUUCAAUGCAAAACAUUUAUCCUUUGGAGAAGCAGCAUCCAAUUGAGAGACAGUAGGUCCGAUAAACACUUUGUUUAGGUGAGUGCAGUUGUAAGUUUUCAUUUGAUAUACACUAUCUUGUACUUGUUGGCUGUCUCUUCCACACAAUAAAUACCCUUGUAAGGACUGCAGGUGAUAGGGAAUGUUGUGUGUGUCUCUGUCAAAGAAGAGAUCCAUCAUGUACAAACGUUAAGUCAUUAUGACAAAUAUUUUUGUGGAUUUUCUUCUUGUACCAUCUUUAAACAUGAACAAUCAUUUGUGAAUAGCCCAGGAAGACAAGCUUUCAGUGUAUUGAUUUAUGAAUGAUAUGGCCAAAAUCUGACAAAAUUUCUCAUUUAUGCCAGAAGCAAAAAUGUGUUUAUGAAAUCAGAAUAUCUUGUUAGGAUGAAAACUUUAAAGACUACCAGACAUGAACAUCUUUGUAACUAUGUUGCCAUAAAUAUUAUCUGCUGAUUCUGUCCUGUAAAACUUGAGAAUGACUAGUGUAUUUAAUAAUUAUAUAUAUUUUUUUUAUCAAUUUAGGAUUUUUCUGUCUGCCACUUUCCUUUUUCCCAUGAACCUGUCAGUACCUAAUUUUCAAAAUAAAAUUGCCAGUUAGCCAAUAAGUUCUGACAGAUGAUGCUACUUUUAAGUUAUAUUUAUUUAAGACUCGCACAAAACAAGAUUUUCUUAGCAAAAUGAGCUUACAGAAUGAGAAAUUUAUAGAAGUUUUUGUUGUUGUUUGUUAAACAACGAAGUUACAGAUUAGUCGUCAUGGAAACAGCCAGUGUUUGUUUACAUCACUUUGUUGUGUAAUGCCAUGUGAUUUAACAUGGUGGGUAAAGCAUUUACAAAUGUACAAAUCAUGCAGAAGUGAGAUCUGGGCAGUCUGAAUUGUACUCUUACCAUAUUUACAUAAUUAAGCAGGUAACCUGUCCAACUUGACCAUAAAAUGAUUUUUGUGAUAAGACGUGAGAUCUCUUGCUGUCCUGAAUGGAAGGUUGAAUCAGAUCAGUCCACUUUAAAGGAAAUUUUGUCAUGCUGGAAGGGACAUAACUAUUGCAGGCUGUAUAUAUAUAUUAAAAAAGUCUCCUUCUGGGAAGAAAUUGCAUAGUCGUUGAAUGUAAUUGCAUAUCCCUUCCCCAACUUUUUGUUUUAGAAUUUUUGUGAAUACAUAAUACAUGGCCAAUACAAAUGUUACGUAUUGUUAACAGUUGGAAAUUGUAAAAUGUGGACUGAAAAAUUGACAGUUUGAUCAAGUAGUGUUUAUACUUGACAUGGAAUGUUUGAAGUGUAUGCCGUUUAACAUUCAGUGCAGCAGCUGUGAGAUUUCGAGAUAUACUAGGCAUAUUGAUUGCUUGUGCUCCCAUUUCUAAUGUAGUCCGGUAAUUCUUCCGGCACCACACCCACCUUGUCCUGGCUUUCUGCUGUCUUCGGUCAUUUCACAGUCUUGGCUGCUGUCUUAUUCCGCUGUACAGAAUGAAGAAAAAAUAUUUCAUGCAAGGUUUGCUGAAAUGUGUUUCAAGUGCAGUGCUUUGAAAUAAAAAUUGGUUGCACUGAA